GGUUCUGGUCAUAGUUUCGGUUUAUCAACAAUUUGUCAACAGAUAUUCGAUAAGGAUUAGAUAAUAAAAACAUAAAUUCAAAUGAAAACGACUAUAAAUCCUCAUUAGUUCCAUCAGUGAGUAUUGGACUAUCCCUGCAGACACAAGUUUAAUACAAUGUCGGAAAUAACUGGUCAUUGCGCACAUCAAAGUUUAGGCAUUGGAAACACUUUAGUGUCAACCCUUUUGCACACUCUUCUCGCUGCUCAAUGUGCAGUAUCUCCACCAGAUCUCUGGCCAAAAGACUUCGGUCCAACUUACAUACAAAACGGUUUGGACACAUACGAUUUUGUGGUUAUUGGAGCUGGAACUGCAGGUUCUGUGGUAGCAAGUCGACUAAGUGAGAAUCCAAAAUGGAAAGUUUUGGUAUUGGAAGCUGGUGGAGAUCCCCCAGUUGAAACAGAGAUCCCUGGUAUAUUUUUUACUGUUCAACACUCAAAAUUCAAUUGGAAUUAUUACACCGAACCGGAUGGCAAAAGCUGCUUAGGUUAUAAUAAUCAAACAUGUUACUGGCCCAGAGGAAAAAUGAUUGGUGGAACUGGAGCUAUCAAUGCCAUGUUGCAUGUUCGAGGAAUAAGUCAAGAUUACGAUAACUGGGAGCGCAGUGGGAAUCCUAAUUGGGCCUGGAAAGAUGUUCUUCCAGUUUUUGAAAAAUCUCAACAGAACAAUGAAUCUGAGUCAAACGGUUCUGCUUGUGUUAAAGAUUUCGAUGUACAAUAUCCAGAAAUUCGAGAAAUGUUGUUUAGUGGAGCUGAAGAACUGGGUCUACAUAAAAUUGACAUUACAAAGGAAUAUAUUGGAUAUGCUACAAUAAAGGGAAACAUUGAUAAUGGUGUUCGAGCGAGUACUGGUAAAAGUUAUUUGGCAAAAUCCAAGCAUAGACCAAACCUUCAUGUAAUAAAAAAUGCCAUAGUUACGAAGAUUAAUUUUGAUAAGAAGGGUCAAGAGGUAACAGGAGUAACUUUUGUCUACAACGAUCAACAACAACUAUCAGUAAAUAUUGCUAAAGAGGUUAUUGUAUCAGCUGGUGCAUUAGACUCUCCGAAAAUUCUAAUGCUCUCCGGAAUAGGUCCCGAAGAACACCUCGAAAGUAUUGGUGUUCCUGUUUUAAGUAAUUUAAGAGUCGGUGAUAACCUUCAAGAUCAUUUGAUGACUCCAUUAUUCUUCAAAAUAGAUGAAAGUAAAAUCAAAGCUGAGUCAUUGAGAGAUCAACUCGAUGCAACUUAUUCAUACCUUCUUAAUCAAACAGGGUCUUUGGCUGGUAUUGGAACUGUUGCCGUUACUGGAUUUUUGAAUUCCAAGGAGGAUUCUUCCAGUCCAUUUCCUGAUAUUUUAUUUCAUAAUAUGUUUUUGCAGCGUGGAACCCCAGCAUUUGAAACAUGGGUUAAAGCUACUGGGUUAAACGAUGAAAUAGCACAAAGUAUUCACGAAAUACACAAAGAUAGCCACUUGCUUAUGGUUUUGGUGAAACUUCUUAGACCAAAAUCAAUUGGAAAUGUUCGUUUGCAUAGUUCUGAUCCAAAAGAUCCUCCGAAAAUGUUUGCAAAUUACUUGGACGAUCCUGAGGACGUUGAUACUUUCUUGAGAGGAAUCAAAUUCCAAAUGAAAUUAGAAGAAACAGCUGCAUUUAAGGAACAAAAUGCUAAAAUUGCUCAAAUGAAUUUACCAGAAUGUGAUAAAUUUCCGUUUAAAAGUGACAACUAUUGGAAGUGUUAUAUGAAAUAUAUGUCAAAUACAGUUUACCAUAUGUCAGGAACUGUUAAAAUGGGUCCCGAUACAGAUUCGAGUGCUGUGUUAGACUGGCGAUUGAGAGUCAAGGGUAUUAAGGGGCUGAGAGUUGCUGAUACCAGUAUUAUGCCGAACAUUGUUAGUGGAAAUCCAAAUGCUCCAGCUAUUAUGAUUGGGGAAAGAGCUGCUGAAUUCAUAGCUGAAGAUUGGAAUAAACUAAAUACACAUACUGAGUUGUAGAUUAAAGCAAAUUGAUAACAAAUCAAUAAUUAACU
Molecule: messenger RNA, 2042 nt
Organism: Episyrphus balteatus (marmalade hoverfly)
Lineage: Eukaryota; Metazoa; Arthropoda; Insecta; Diptera; Syrphidae
Product: glucose dehydrogenase [FAD, quinone]-like
Exons: 2
Coding region: 157-2007 (616 amino acids)
Molecular function (GO): flavin adenine dinucleotide binding; ecdysone oxidase activity
Source: RefSeq, a predicted model, not a curated record